Maniola jurtina (meadow brown) is the source of this 3245-nucleotide messenger RNA. RefSeq names its product sterol carrier protein 2 (gene ScpX). The record is from RefSeq and is a predicted model, not a curated record. Gene Ontology annotation, molecular function: acyltransferase activity, transferring groups other than amino-acyl groups. The transcript is spliced from 2 exons. Lineage: Eukaryota; Metazoa; Arthropoda; Insecta; Lepidoptera; Nymphalidae. The coding region runs from base 280 to 1890 and encodes 536 amino acids.
CAAGAUUGCAAUGUCAUCCUGAUUUUUUAUGUCAAUCACUUUUCAUUUCAUUUGGAGUUGAAAAGUUGGACUGUUGUCUCGUAUUUUAAUUAUUUUGUGAAAUAAUUUAAUGUAGUGAGAGUUUUUGUCUAGCUAAAUUUAAAUAAUCAACUCAGUAAUCAUUUGCUAAUUAGUAGUGCCUGUUUAAAUCGCAGUUUAUUCUCGAAACGAAUUAUUCCGCAGUGGUCAACAAAGUUCACAGUCUUCUUUGUGCAAUCGAGGUAAUUAUCAAACAUCAAAAUGCCUAGGAAAGUUUUCGUAGUCGGUGUUGGUAUGACGAAAUUCGUCAAGCCGAACAGCGGUAAAGAUUAUCCGGAAUUCGGUAAAGAGGCUGUGUUAGACGCAUUAGCUGAUGCUGGCAUUAAGUACGAGAGUGUCCAACAAGCGGUUUGCGGCUACGUGUUCGGGGACUCGACUUGUGGCCAGCGGGUGUUGUACCAGGUUGGCAUGACCGGCAUUCCUAUUUACAACGUCAAUAACAACUGCUCCACUGGUUCAAACGCUCUGUUCAUUGGUAAACAGUUAAUCGAAGGUGGACUUGCUGAUGUGGUCCUAGCUGUCGGUUUCGAAAAAAUGGCCCCCGGAGCGCUGUCCGCUGGUACUUACACAGAUAGAACGAACCCCAUGGACAGACAUACUUUAAAAAUGGCGGAAUUAGCAGAGUUAACAGGUUCCCCGAUGACUGCUCAGUACUUUGGCAACGCUGCUCUCGAGCAUAUGAAAAAAUAUGGCACAACAGAAGUUCAUUUAGCCAAAAUCGCUGCGAAGAACCACCGUCAUGGUGUUAAGAAUCCCCGAGCUCAAAGCACAAGGGAGUAUACAGUUGAGGAAGUUUUGAACUCCCGUAAGAUUUAUGGGCCUCUUACGAAGUUGGAAUGUUGUCCGACUAGUGACGGAGCUGGUGCGGCCGUCCUAAUGUCCGAGGAAGCAGUUAUUCGCUUUGGAUUACAGAACAAAGCUGUUGAAAUAAUUGGUAUGGAGAUGGCCACAGAUACACCAGCUGUUUUCACUGAGAACAGUUUGAUGAAGGUCGCUGGGUAUGACAUGACAGCUCUAGCUGCCAAACGCAUCUAUGAAAAGACUGGAAUAAGUCCCAAACAAAUCGAUGUAGUUGAACUACACGAUUGCUUUGCUGCUAAUGAGAUGAUCACGUAUGAGGGUCUUCAACUUUGCGGGGAAGGUGAAGCAGGGAAGUUUAUUGAUGCAGGAGACAAUACAUAUGGAGGAAGGGUGGUGGUUAACCCUAGUGGAGGGUUGAUAGCGAAGGGACACCCUCUAGGUGCGACGGGGUUGGCUCAAUGUGCUGAACUAGUCUGGCAACUUCGAGGGGAGGCUGGAAACAGACAGGUGCCACGCGCUCGCAUCGGCCUUCAACACAACUUGGGACUCGGAGGCGCAGUCGUCAUCACCAUGUACCGCAAAGGUUUCACAAACGCCUCCCCCAACCAGGUCGCGGCAAUCGCCGAGAACCCUGAAAACUUCAAAGUGUACAAAUACAUGAAGAUCCUAGAAGAAGCCAUGAAGACUGACGAAGAACAGCUCAUUGAAAAAGUCAGAGGAGUUUAUGGAUUCAAAGUCAGGAAUGGACCUAAUGGGGAUGAAGGCUAUUGGGUGAUAAACGCCAAAGAAGGUAAAGGUUGCGUCAGUUAUAAUGGCAAAGACAAAUGUGAUGUAACGUUCACAAUCAAUGACGAGGAUGUUGCGGACUUGAUCUCGGGUAAGCUGAACCCUCAGAAGGCUUUCUUCCAGGGUAAAAUCAAGAUUCAAGGGAACAUGGGUCUGGCGAUGAAGUUGACAGAUUUACAGAGAUCCGCCGCGGGUAGGUUCGACGCUAUUCGCUCCAAACUAUAAAUAAACCAGUGUAGACUGGUUUUAAACGUCUAUACAUGUACCAACUGAAUUUUAACCUAUAAGUUUUAUUAGCUAGCUAUUUUUCUCAUGAGUUGUACUGGCAUAUCAGUUGGGUAACUCGUCCCACUUCGCUCGUGUCAAUCAAUCAAUCAGCCAGUUUGCGUCCACUGCUGGACAUAGACCUUCCCAAAGGCACGCCACGCCACAAUGCACGCAAAUGUGGUUGUAAGUUAGUAAAAUGUAUAUAGAAAUCAUCUUUAAAUAACUUUCUUAUGCAGAGAUAGACUUAUAUCUCUACAUAAGUCUGUCUCGUUUUAACUCAGCCUUAAGUCUAAGUACUCGUACCUGUAGAUCUCGGUUAGUUUCGAGCGUUAUAGAGCGAACCUACAUGCAAUUUUGGUUCCAAUGUAAGUUGGUACGUGUGUAGAGAUCUUUAUAGGCGCUAUCUUAUUAGUUAAAAUAAUUGUUAAUAAUAAUCGGGCUAUGGAAAAGGUCUUUGGGCAUUUUAUCUAUAAGAAAAAUAGGUCGCAAAGUCGAGUUAGUGAUCAAACAAUAAAUUGUUUUUAGAUAUGUAUGUAGCUUGCGUCUCAUGACCAAUCAAAUCCAAUCUAAUUUUGUAGACACGUUCUAGAAAUUAAUGUCUAGGUGGUCUAGGUCUGUGGUUUGCCAGAUUUGCGUAAAUAUAACUAGUUUUUGAGUCACACGGGCUUACCUAAAGAUUUGUAUGUAAAUAUUUGAGACUGUAACUUUGAAACUGAAUAGUUAUUUUAACGGAAAUCUAGAAAUCCACAGAAAUAAUUCCUAAACGUUUAUAUAAAAUUUCAUUGAGUUUGAUUGGUUAAUAUACAAAUGCGAGCCAAAUUAUAGUACACGACAGGUCAAGAUGGCAAUCUGGGUAUGAGGCAGGAGGACGCACAGCAAACCCGUACGUCAUCAGCGCGUGGCCUGUGGGGGUGGCCCCGAUUGCCCUGUCGAGCUGUCCCUUACUAUAGGUUGGUUUCAAGCGCACUACAAUAAACCUCUCUUCAAAUCAACACAAUUAUUAUUAAUAAUACUAUGUUAUUGUUUAACGUUUUCCCUGUGUACUAUAAAUCAUUUAAUAAUCCAGGAUAAUGCGAACCCCUGGUUUCACCAUGUUAUUAUUUUAUACAAGGAAAAUGUUAAGAUGUUUCCCUGAAGUAAAAUAAUGCGGUGCAAUAAUGAAAUAUUGAUGUAAAUUAAUUAUUAUUAAAUAAUACUCCUUUUAUUAUGUUUUUCGUGUAUACUUAUCAUUCCAUUUUGUGAAAUACACUUUAAUUUAAUAAUAUAAUAAUCGUUGGUAGAUAUUUUUAUAUAUUAAAGGUUUUUUAUUAAAA